UUGUUUCAAGCCAUUAAUAUUUUAGGAAUCGCUCUGCUUUUCUACAAAUUGCACAAGGCGUUCGGCAGUGAAAACGUUAACUGGUUAGACCGCGCUUCACAGCUGUUGACAAAAUCAGAGAAGGCGGUGCACGGCCACAAACCUUCGUUCUUAUGCGGCAUUUCCGGACCACUGGCAUGUCGCGCAGCGGUCAGCUAUCGACUCGGCGACGUGGAAAAAAGUAAACAGGCCGUCAAAAGCAUCCUGAAGCUGGCAGAUCUUGUAGUUGAGGAUACUGAACUUCCGGACGAACUGUUGUUUGGCAGAGCGGGUUAUCUCUACUCUCUGCUAUUUGUGACGCGAGAGAUUGACAGGGACGCGGUCAGCGGUGAGGUUGUGACUCAGGUAGUGGAGGCAAUUAUCGGUUCUGGCAAGAAGCUUGCCAGCCAAGUGAAGUCAUCAUGCCCACUGAUGUACAUGUGGCAUGAGAGCUACUACUUAGGUGCUGCUCAUGGUCUAGCGGGGAUUUUUUUCCAACUUAUGCGUUCGCCUAUGAUCAUGAGUGAACCCAACCUGAGGCAUAUGGUGGAACAAUCAGUUGAGUACUUGAUGAAGCUGCGUUUGCCGUCUGGCAAUUACCCAUCUUCAUUGCACAGUCGCGAAAAGGAUAAACUAAUUCACUGGUGUCACGGAGCGCCCGGUUUCUUACAUAUGUUCCUCCAGGCUUUUGAGGUUUAUGGCAAAGAAACGUACAUCCUAGAAGCGCAGAGUUGCGCUGAUGUGAUCUGGCAGCGCGGAAUGCUCCGCAAAGGAUACGGAUUAUGCCAUGGUGUUGCGGGAAAUGGAUACGGCUUUCUGAUGCUUUACAAGCGUACUCGCAAUUUGAAGUAUUUAUACCGCGCCUUAAAGGUAAGAACUUGUUCUUUGUAA
Molecule: messenger RNA, 909 nt
Organism: Soboliphyme baturini
Lineage: Eukaryota; Metazoa; Nematoda; Enoplea; Dioctophymatida; Soboliphymatidae
Source: the annotation of a GenBank genome assembly